This is a messenger RNA of Paramisgurnus dabryanus, 4475 nucleotides long. RefSeq names its product golgin A1 (gene golga1). The record is from RefSeq and is a predicted model, not a curated record. Gene Ontology annotation, cellular component: Golgi apparatus. NCBI's taxonomy places the organism in Eukaryota, Metazoa, Chordata, Actinopteri, Cypriniformes, Cobitidae.
UGAAGCUUACGUGGUGAAGUUAGUUGGUUAGCCACAAGCUAGCACGACAGAGAGAGCACAUAUAUAUGUAACGCUAUGUAGGAUAUUCCUGAGGAAACAUUUGUGUUAAUCUUGAAUUUCCAGUACUAUAAACGGCAGUGCUUUCAAAGUUUAUGGAGUUGUCGCGAGUCAAGACAGCAGUCAGGGACGCCAGGAUGAUACCGUAAUAUCUAGUGGACAUAACCCAUUAAGUGGUAUGAAGACCUUAAAGCUUCUCAAGAUAAUACUGGACACGAUUGGAUAGACAGUCAAAUAAUAACUUCAAAUACGCAUACAUAAGCUGUAGACUUCAGAGAUGUUUGCGAAGUUGAAGAAGAAGCUGGCAGAGGAAGCAGCCACUGCCCCUCGUACCGGUCGCAUCCCUCGCUCCAUGAGCAAAGAAUCCAUCACUUCUGUGGGAGCAGAUUCAGGAGAUGACUUUGCAUCAGAUGGUAGCAGUUCCAGAGAUGAUGUUUCGUCUCAAAUCCAACGCAGGAAUGAUCAGAUACGAAAGCUGGAGGCUAAACUCUCAGACUACGCUGAGCAGCUUCGGCUAAUGCAGAAGACCAAGGAGAAGCUUGAGAUUGCAUUAGAGAAGUAUCAGGAUUCAUCCAUGCGGAAACUUCAGGACCAGAACGAAGCUUACCAGUCUAACAGAGCCAAGAUGGCUGAAGGCAUGGCUUUAGCAUUAGAGAAGAAGGACCAGGAGUGGAUGGAAAAGAUUGCUUCGCUGGAGCAGGAGAAGGCAUCGCUGACCGCUCGACUUGAAGAGAUGACUGAGCAGAGCUUAAGUCUGUUUCAGAAAAGAGAUGACCUGGAUGAACUGGAGGGCUUUCAACAGCAAGAACUGGCCAAAGUCAAACACAUGUUGCUGAGGCGAGAGGAACAGCUGAGUCAGAGAGAGAAAGAGGUGAAAUUAAGAGGAGAUGAGCUAAACACAGCCAGACUGAAACUGAGUCAAACCCAAGACAAACUGUAUGAGCUGAGUGAGGAACACGAGGAGACCUGUCAGCUCAACACUCAGCUGCAGGCCCAAAGGGCUGAGUUGCUGAGUGAAAAAGCAGAGGCAGAGAAGAGGAUUGUGGAUCUGGAGAAGAGAGAGCAGGAAUUACAGCAGCUGAUCCAACAGGUGUCAGAGGAUUUUCAGAAGGCACAGAGUAAGGUAAAAUCCCUAGAGAAGUCAAUGGAGCAUCUUCAGAAUGAACAUCAUCAACUAAAGCUACAGCAUGAGCAACACAAAAACAAGGCUGCGGUGACUGAGGAGGAACGAGAGUCUGUAUUGGCUCAUUUGCAGGAAAAGGCUGCCUCUUUGGAGAGGAGACUAGAAGCUAACUUUUCCCAGGACGAGCACCUACUGGAACUUCUCAAAGAGAAGUCUGCAUUAGAGCAGAGGUUAGAAGAGGCCAGAGGAGAGCUACUGCAGGAGAGAACCAAUCACAGCACAGCAGUCAGCUCGCUGCAUGCACAGAUGUCUCGUCUGAAUGCUAACAUCACAGAUCUCCAGACUCUGCUCAAGCACAAAGACGACUCAUCCAAGGCUUACAGGGAAAGAACAGACGCACAGAUAUCAGAUUUGGAGGAAAGGCUGGUUCACACCUCUGAUGAGAUAAAAACUUUGGAACAGAACCUUGCAGACAACGAAUCACACACAGGAAAACUGCAGGCGGAGUGGGCAGAGGAGCGGGAGAGACUCCAGCAGCAGGUCUCAACACAGCGACAGAGAGGUCUGGAGAAGACAGCCAAACUCGAGGAACAAAUUCUUGCACUACAAAGGGAGAAAGAAGAAGAGACCAACAAACAUCAGGACAGUGUGCGGUUACUAGAGGAAGAAAAGGUUUCACUGGUGAAGAGCAAAGCUGAGAUGGACAGCACUGUUGAGAGACUGACCGUAGAACUGGAACAGUCCAGAGCAGAGUUGAGUAGCAGACAGACGGUGAGUGUUGAAAUCGCCAAAGCUCUGGAAGAAACGCGAAAACAGAGGGAGGAGCUUCAGCAACAGGUCAGUAAAAUGACAGAAUCCCUCGAGAAGGCGGAGCAGGAAGUGAGUCAGCUCUCUAAAACAUUAGGGGAGAAGGAGGAGGAGCUAAGUGUCCUGAAGGAAGAGCUGCAGGCCGCCCGUAGCGGUUUGUCCUCUCUGCAAGCCGAGUGCGAGUCUCAUCGUCUGGAGGCCGAGGAGAGAGAGCGAGACCUCGGCUCUCAGCUGACGUCACUGCAGCAGGAAGUCAUCACAAAAACACAACAGCUCGCCUCUUACCAGUCACGGGUGUCUGACCUGGAGGAUGAGGUGUCGAGUUUAACAACACAGUCUCAUGCAGACGAGUGCGAUGGUGAACAGAACGGGACGGUUACUGUAAAUGAUCUCGAUCAGCUACAGAAGGUCAACAAAGACCUGGAACAACAGGUGGCUGAGAAGAACAAGACGAUAAAACAGCUACAGCAGAGGCUUGUUGAGCUGAAGAGGACAUUGCAGAAAGAGCUGAAACUGAAACCAGACCCUGAUGCCGAGUCAAAGGAGAGACUCCAGGACAAAUCGGCUGAUAAGAGCGUCUCAGAGAUGGCCACCCCGGCCACAGCUCAGGCUCCAGCCCCGGGCCCACCGCCUAUCACCUCCAACACCACAGUCAUCAACAGUUCAGACCUCACUGACACACGGGAGAUCAACUUUGAUUAUCUCAAACAUGUUGUGCUGAAGUUCAUGUCAUCCAGAGAGGCAGAAGCCUUCCAGCUCAUCAGAGCCGUUUCUGUUCUUCUACAUUUUACAGAAGAAGAGGAAGACAUGCUCAAACAGACACUGGAGUACAAGAUGUCGUGGUUUGGUUCCAAGCCCACGCCCAAAGGCAUCAUACGACCUUUCAUCUCAGGAACCUCAAGCUGGAGCUGAGAGACAGACAGAGAAACAAGGAACCAGUGGAUAAUUUUUACAAAAAAGAAGAAGUGAUCACUAUAAAGGAAACAGUUGCUGACACUGCGGUUUCAAUCUCUGCCACAAUGUAGCUCUGAAAUUCCCUUUGAACAAAGGGAGACUAAAACAGUCCAGUUUCACCACAAAACUUUAGCAGGGAUUGCAACAAAAAAUACUUUAUGGCUGUCAUCUUUUUCUGAAUGGGAAGUUUCAUUCUUUUUAAUUAUAAUUGAUAAAGGAUGUUGUGGGAUUAUCUGUGUCACUCAUGUGGUUUAAAUGAAGCAUCAGAAAUAUGAGGAAUUUUUGGAUGUUUGCUUUCAAAAAAUUAACAACGAUUUUCCAACAUCCUUCCAAUGGAAUACAGCUGUAAUUUUUUAUUUGCAACACUUAUUUGAAGCAUAUAUGCUGCUCCGUAUUGCUGGUGUACGUAACCAGAUGAUAAAUCUGCCCGUUAAUCCAGUGCUUGAUUUUAGAGGAAAUCGUGAAGAUUGGGAUGUCAUGAGAUAUACUGUUAUGAUGUUGAAGCAUCUUAAUCUGCCUUGUUUGUGUAAAUUGAAAUGGCAUACAUUCCCUACAAGUAUUUAUAUAUGAAUACAUGUGUAUAUAUAUGAUAAGAUUUAUAAAUCAGACAAUAAGUGGAGAUAUGAGUUAUUUUACUUCAUUUUCAUGUUCACUGUUUAUCAUGCAUUGGUCUUCACAAUGUGAGCGAUUCACAUAGAGGCAUAUAUGCACAGACUGUAGAGUUGAGCAUGCCUUAUAUUGAAAGCUUUGAUUAUAUUUAAUCUUCUGAGUGUUUACUAAACAUCUCAGUGCACUUGAAGCCUUAACAUUCAAGGCUAAAUGCUAACAACUGCAUUAAUACUAUCAUGAGAAUCAAAAGUCAGAAAUAUCUUUAGUUGUACCUGUGAAGACUGAAGUGGUUUUCAGUCGAUGGCAGUGUUUUGCUGACAGAACAAGAUCUAAUUUUGUGUGUUUUAACACUUUUAAGAACGAUCAGCACUAAAGCGUCUGAAUGACAAGACAGCAGCUUUUGGUGGGGGGGGGGAUUGGAACAGAACCUUAAAUAUAUUUGAAACAUUAGUAUAUCAGACUCAGUUGUGGGAGGAUAGGUUUCAUAUUUCCAGAAAAUGAAACCCUAAGACUUUGUUUUCAUUUUACUUCUAAAGGCUUGAAUUGGUUCCUGGUUUCUCGCCGGGCUCCCCAUGAAACGAUAUUUAAUACUGAUUCAGGAACUGUUUUAUCUUUUUUUGGAACUUUGUUUUGAACCCAGUUGGUAGUUUGUACCCUAUUCCCUUGGAGAGUGUGGAUAAAUAUAUCCUCCGUUUCAGACCAUCAUAUGAAUCAGAUGUCUUGUGAAGGAUCCAUCUGUUUGCAACUGAAGAUAUGCACUUUUGUACAACCAAAUCCAUGUUUUAUUUGAUGUUAUGAUGCUGUAGCCUUCUCUACAGCAACUUUCACCUCUGGUUUCAGUUAAAAACCACUACAUUUAAUUGAUUUCACUCCAUGGUAUGUCAAAAAAAAUAAAAUCUUUCUCAGUAACUUGUCAACACAUGCU